CACUCAUAAAUUCACCUAAAAAUAGGUACUUCUGAAUUAAAGAUAUUGGUUGUGUCUCUACGUACAAUUCAUGAAAUACUUACACAACUUUCCGAUAUACAUAUAUCUACCUAGUGUUUAUCCAAACAGCAGUAACACGUGGAGGAGGCAACAGGGUGUUUAAUGUUACUAUAGUAAUAUCGAUUUCUGUAAGAUAGUAAACAACUCUACCGUGCUUAGUGUUUACUGCAGUUUGUAAAAAUGGACAAUCCAAAAAAGAAGAAAAAAAGCAUCAAAAGAUACACGAGAAAGACUAUAGCUGGGAUUAAACUACCACCUCUCGAGCCAAUACCAGACAGUGAUAUCAAAACAAUAGUGGAUAUAGAUCCCGCUUUCUACACUUUGAUCGAUGGUCGUCCAAUAAGAACGAACAAAUCGAUACAUCAAUACAAACAUAAUAUCAAGAACGUGGCGUUAAACAGAACUCUCCAUGGAUUUUUAGUAGAUGAAAUUCUCAGGAUUGACAAAGAAAUAGAAACGGAACGAAAUUGUUACGACGCCGCAUAUAAACACUUUGAAGAGUACCAGAACAGUUUUGACAAGUUUCUCGCUGACGAUAAUAAUAAAACUAUUGCUAUAAUGCAGAGGUCGGACGCUUUAGCAAAGGAACUAGCGAAUCAAACGGAAGAAUAUAAGAAAGCAAACUAUGAACUGGCUUCCCUUAAGUCGAAAUUACAAUAUACUGAUGAAACUUUGAUGAUUUUAGUAUCUUUCCAAAAUUUUCUCAAUAAAGCUUCCCCUCUUUUAUGGCAGGAGAGCAAUAGCAUUCAGUUAGACAUAAAGCACCCAGACAUUUUUACAACGGAUUCAGAUAUAUACAAGAAAAUCGAUAUCGAUUUAAUAAGUCGGCGACUCAAAGAGCUACCUUCACCAAAACUUUAUUUCAAGACUCCGGAUCAACUGUUGACUAUCUUUAGCUUGUUGGAAAAGCAAAAUUUAAAUUAUUUAUUGGUCGCAACGGAAUUAAGUUCGGAGAAAAAUAGGUUUCUGAGAACUGUUGAAACUAUGAAACAGAAGCUUCGCCAAGAAUUGGACUUCAUACAAGAAAAGAAUAAAGAGAUUCAAGAUACAAUAAGAUGGAACGAGGACCGCGAAAUGGAGACAAAGGAAGUUUUCUUCAAGAUCUUAAAAGAUAAAAUUAAGGAUUUAGUGUCGUCGGCAACCGUUUUACAGAUUUUCAAUUACGUAGACUUCGCCUAUCAGCAGCUUAUAGCUCCGAAUGACGUUAAAUUGACUUCCUUAGAUAUGGUUCAAGCCUUAGAAAGAGAAUACGAUAAUCUAUCGUUGUCCAUAUCGGCUUAUGACUUAGAUAUGAUAAAACAAAUCGAGAAAGAAACUUAUGAACAUGGAAAUAGGGAGGUCAAGCAAGCGAAAGAAGCAUCCAAGCUUCUUAAAGAUGUCGACAAAUUGUCAAAACGGUUGAAUCAAUCUUAUGAACCUACUAGACGUAAAAUUUACGAAUAAAGUUAAGAGUAGAAUAUAACAUAAGUAUAUAAUCAAAGUCAAGCAGAUUAAGAGAUACGGAAACACUCAGAAUACAUUUUUUUUUUAUAAAGUUCUUUGACUAUUUUAGUCAGUAUUAUGUUCUGGAAAUACUACUUCAAAACUACUCAAUUCUAUUUCAGUAAAUAGUUAUAAUAAUCGAUCACAAAUACUUGAAGUGUUUCUUAUUGGUAAGUACCUACAGGUCAAAUCCUCCGAUUGAAUUGCACACAGAAUUAAGAAGGUAUGUAUGUAUGUAGGAACAUAGACUACAGAUAGUUCUAUCAAUUUCUGACAUUAGACAUUACGAUAGCUUUUACUAUUUUUAUUUACGGUUUGUU
Molecule: messenger RNA, 1862 nt
Organism: Trichoplusia ni (cabbage looper)
Lineage: Eukaryota; Metazoa; Arthropoda; Insecta; Lepidoptera; Noctuidae
Exons: 2
Coding region: 241-1503 (420 amino acids)
Source: RefSeq, a predicted model, not a curated record